Aspergillus tanneri is the source of this 384-nucleotide messenger RNA. RefSeq lists its product as uncharacterized. Lineage: Eukaryota; Fungi; Ascomycota; Eurotiomycetes; Eurotiales; Aspergillaceae. Bases 1 to 384 code for a protein of 127 amino acids. The transcript has a single exon. The record is from RefSeq and is a predicted model, not a curated record.
AUGCGGGAAGAGGAAUUUGACAAUGGUCAGAUACGAUGGCGUCGCCCAGUACUGGAGACCGUAGCUGCGCAAGUCCAUGAAGGGACGUCGGGGCGCGACACACGAAAGUCUCUCGUGCGUGGCGGCCUCGAUGGCAGACGACGGCCCCCGGGGGACCGGAUCUGCGCUGCGACACAGCAUGUGUUAGGGGCGUACAGGACGUUCAUCUCGCCGAUGCCAUCCAUUUCAGCAUGGUGGAAGCAGACGACAAGCACGAGACAGUCGCAUAAGACAUUGAAGCUGAAGCGCAAGACGGGGCUAGUUGACGAUACGUUCGUCGUCAAGGGCACCGCAGGAAGGUCUCGCGCGCCAGUCCACGGAAGUUGGCCCAAUGUAGGACGAUGA